GGAACGGUGGCGGUGCGGCGGAACGCCCGCCCGGAGCGCUGAGGCUGCGGCACCGCGGCGCCGGAAGCAGGAUCGCUCGUCAUGCCAAAGUUACGAAAACCUCAAGGAGGGAAGCAGGAGAAAAAAGCUAUCCAUCCCUACAGCAGAAAAGCUGCACAGCUUGCAAGGGAAGUACACAAACAGGAAAAGAAAGAAAAGUUGAAGACUGACAAAGCUUUACGUUUAAGUAUUAUUGGAGAAAAACUGCAAUGGUUUCAAAGUCACCUUGACCCCAGUAAAAUUGAAUAUACGAAGAAGGAAGCUGGUGAACUAAUUGAAAAUUAUAUGUGUCGAUUCAAUGCUGAAUUGGAGCAGAUUGAAUUACAAAACAGUAUUAAAGGCAGACAAGGAAGACAGCAUGGUUCACGGGAAUCUGUCAUCAAGCAGACCAUAGAACGUGAAAGACAGCUCUAUGAGGGCUAUGGAAUAGAAAUCCCAGACAUUAUGAACAGAAAGCAUCUUAAAUUUUUCAGAGAAUGGGAUGGUGAUCUAAGGAAACUGCCAAACAUCAAAAUGAAAAAGCUCUCAGCUAGGGAUGCUGCCUGCAGUCACCCUGAGGUGACAGAUUCAGAAGCAAAAGAAGACUUGAAUGAAGAGGAAGAGGUGGGCCCUGACGAGCACCAGCUAAUUCAAGAGCUGAAAUAGUGAAGGAAAUUCACUUGUAGUGUGGCAAACACUACGGCUUACUCUGCAAGGAAGAAGCAAUACUGUCUGUGUCAAACUGGCAUGACCUCCGCUGUCGCCUCUUCCGCCGCCAGCUGAGAGUUUGUACCUGUCUGUGCUACGGGCACCACCACUGCAUCCUUCACCUCCGAGGGCUGAGUGCAUGGAGAGCUCUUCUCCUCCAGUUUUUUCAUGGUGUCUGGGCAGUUCUGAACAAAGAUCACUCUGUUGUAGGCUUUCAACCUGCGCCAGAGCUGGACGUAAACCUUACACUGCACAUACAUGAAGACCAGGCCUCCUGUGGGCCAUUCGAGGACACCUUUGAAAUAGAAAAUUCAUGUUAUACAGUGAGUAUUGAGGACUGGGUUUCAGUAAUGUAUAUUGAAAAGAAGCCACUUGCUAAGAAUGCCUGGGUAUGUCCACACUAUUAGGGCGGUUGUGGCUAUAGAAAAUAGGUUUUCUAUUCCAUAAGCAGGCCAAGAAACUGCCUAUGGAAUAGGAAACUACUUCCUACUUUUAACUGAUUUGGCCACCACUUGACCAAAUAAAAAACUCAAUUUCUUUCAGGAUUUCUUUCACCUUUUAACAUUAAAGAUAGGCUGCUACUGCUUUUGUGUCAAUACAGGAAGUCUUUCUUUAUUAACUGGUAUGGGACAGAGAGUUUUGUAUCUUUCAUUUUUUUCCAGGAUUGCCAUGUUUUUCAGACUUGAGCCUUAUCAGAAGAAGGAAAGGUCAGUUGAACCUAGACCAGUUUCUUCAAGCAGAAUAAAUUUAUGUGAAGCUUGAUUCCCUACUGCUGGUGCCACAUAAAUUCUAGAAUAUUUUAAAUUGGGUUUUCUAUAAACCAGUGCCAGGUUUAGCAAUUAAAGAGUUUGCAUUGCAGGCUUCCCUAAAGAGAAAAAAAUCCCAACGCUUUAAAUAAUUUGAGACAACCAUUUAAAAUGGGAUUUUAAAACUCAGCAUAUUAACAAACAAUACUACUAUUAUUCAGGGCUUUCAAUUUUUCUCCUUCUCAAAAUAUGCUUAUAGAGUGGUUUUUUUUCCCAGUGCUUACCGUCUUUGUCUUAGCAAUUCCCAUUUAAAGAGAGAAAAUGGAGAAGAAAGCAAACUAUAUAUAUGUCCUUCUUACUCCCCACAAAUACAUACUCAUUUUUGUACAAGUACUCUCCCCUGCAACAAGCAAAUUUUGGGGCAAAAUCAUUCUCUUCGCACUUCUGCAUGUUGUAAGUAACUCCAGGCAUUCUCUGUCCAUUUUUUAGUGUCAGCCAUUACAUUUGGCAAAUACUGAAUGCUAUAAAAAUCAUAAAUACUUUUUGAGCCUACCAGGAAUAAUUAACAUGACUUCUGCAUUAUGUUUAACAACAAAAAUCCCUGUUAUCUGUUUUGUUAUUUAAAUUCAGCUAAUCUACAGAAAUAGCCUCCCCCUUGUAAUGUGUAGAGUGAUGUAUUUGUACUCAGAAUUUCAAAGCCAUUCCUAGUCCUGUCCUCUGGGCCAGGUUUUUUGAGAUUUAAAAAACAAGGUUACCCAUUUUUAAAGAAUGCAAAACAAGACUUUGUAGUGUGUAUUCAUCUGUGACUUACUGAGGCUUGUUGCUUAUUUUCCUCUCUGAGGCAAGAAAGGCAAGCAUGAGGAGUAUCAUCAAAUAUUUAUCUAACUAGCAAGGCACAAAGCUCCACCUGUUUUGUUUUCCAUGAAUAUAACAAAGCUAGAGACCUUUGUUCCUCUAGGGUGCUUAAAUUCAAUUCAGAUCAAAACUCAAAAGCUUUUUAUCAUCAUGAUCACAUUUAAGACCAAAUUUAAGACCAAAUAAACUUAGAUUUAAAAUGGAACACAGUAGUUAAAUUUAGGGUAUAUUUUCCAUACAUGCUAAGUAUGGCUCCUACUGACAUUAGGCAUGCAUUUUGUUACACAUGUCCAAUUGGAUUUUCAGAAUCUCUGCAGAUGAAGACUCCAUGACUUCUCUGUUCCAGAGAAUAAAUACAGCUGGGACAUGGACAUUCACAGUGAAAUUGUAUUUGAAAGGAUACAGGAAUGGCUUUCCAUGCUAUUCAAGUCCCACAUGAAGGACUAACAAAACUGGAAAACAGUCUCUUGGAAGAUUGUAUUAGGAGGGUUGUUAAUGAAGAGGCUCUAUUGUACUCCCUAUCAAGGCUCAGGUGAUUAAUAUAAAGAAAUUGCUAUUUAAGGAGCUGAACUUGCACUGAGCUGUUUGAACUUGACUCAUCUUUUUGCCUGAGCUUUAGAAUUACCUAGAUAAUGGGAGAUUAACCCAGGCAGGCUAGUUAAGCUGUUGUAAUGAUUGCACCAAGUAGAGAUCUCUCUGCUGGGGCACAAGGUAAGAUUUUCAUACUGACGCAUUCAGAAGUUCUGCAUUAAAGCCUUUGCUGUAGGCACGUGAGCUGGUAUUUAAGAACAGAAUGUGACUGAUGACAGAGCUGCCUGGCAAAGCCAGGCACUGCAUUAUCAGCACCACUGAAGAAGGUAAAAGAAACUUACCGUUAUCAUUGCCUUGUUUAAUUUCUUCAGCGGUUCUGUCAAUUAAAACAUACAAUGACCAAACAACACAGGUAAUUGCAAUUAUAUGGAAUGUGACUGAACACACAAUUUUUCUCCUCUCACUUGUUGUCAUCUGUAAUUUCUCCCACUG
This is a messenger RNA of Oenanthe melanoleuca, 3350 nucleotides long. RefSeq names its product translation machinery associated 16 homolog (gene TMA16). The coding region runs from base 82 to 684 and encodes 200 amino acids. Lineage: Eukaryota; Metazoa; Chordata; Aves; Passeriformes; Muscicapidae. The record is from RefSeq and is a predicted model, not a curated record. Gene Ontology annotation, cellular component: nucleus. The transcript is spliced from 8 exons.